Homalodisca vitripennis (glassy-winged sharpshooter) is the source of this 1786-nucleotide messenger RNA. RefSeq lists its product as uncharacterized. Lineage: Eukaryota; Metazoa; Arthropoda; Insecta; Hemiptera; Cicadellidae. The transcript is spliced from 2 exons. The coding region runs from base 285 to 1553 and encodes 422 amino acids. The record is from RefSeq and is a predicted model, not a curated record.
AGCAAAUAUUUUCCUGAAAUAUUCUAGUUUAAAAUCUGAGUAUCUAAAGUAUCCAAGUAUCAAAUCUAGCAGAGUCACGGUUCAAUCAUCUUCUGCAAAUUACUCUCCAUCAGAAAGAAGGUCAGAGCUGGAAAUCCCAACCACAAGGUCAGGAGCCUCAGGCCCCAUUCGAGGAUGUGAGCACUUCUACAGAUCUGUUACACUGAACUCUUGCAAGAACCCACCACACCUGUCACUGCAGAACCCUCUCUGCAUCACUUCUGCACAAUUUGGUUAAUUAAGGAAUGGAAGAACCCAAUAUCCCAGACUGGCUGACAGCUGAUUUUCUGAAGUCCUGUCUUGAAUCCGAUGAGGAAAACAAGGAAGGAGUAGUCAUCAACAGCUACAAUGCUAAAUCUGCAGUUCCACCUGGAAACAAUUAUGGCAGCAACAUUUUACAAGUGAAAAUUGUGUACAAGAAACUAUUUGAUUCAGCUGAAUAUUCACUAUCUUUAAUUAUUAAAGCUCCAUUAGUUGUUGGUGCAUUUGUUGAGCAGUUCAGGGAUGUCUUGAAUGAAGCUUAUUUACGAGAACCCAAGUAUUACAAUGAGUUUAUUACGGAAAGUUAUAAAUUGAUGAAACACGAUAUUGUUCCCAGACACUACAAGUCCCCGAAUCCACUUUGUGUUGUACUCGAAGAUCUGAAGAGAUCAGGUUAUGUCAUGGUUGAUAGACAAAAACUACUUGACUUUGACCAUUGUCAACUUUAUGUCAAGGCAUCAGCUAAGCUCCAUGCACUCACGAUAGCUGUACAUAAAACACACCCUGAUAUCAUUGAAUCUCUGGUAAAGGAAAACCCAAUUACAACUGAAAAGACAGAACAAGUUUUCAAACAUUUAAUGAGAAACUUGUUUAAGUGUAUGGCUACUUACCUUGAGGAUAAAGAAGAAUACAAGGAAUUCGAAGAUUUCUUCCGAGAUAUAUCUGAGGGAGAAACAUUUUUCAAUAUUUAUCAAGGAGUUGAAAAAACAAAGAGUAGAUUAACAGCUGUGAUCCAAAAUGAUCCUUGGUGCACAAAUAUGAUGUUUAAAUACAACAGUUCAGGAGACGUUUUGGGUGUAAAACUCUUUGACUUUCAAAAUCUUAAAUUUGCCACACCAUUGAGGGAAUUAGUCACAUUUGUUUGGACCAGUGCCAAUCCAGAAGUCAGAGAGAAAAAGCUGCAUGAGUUAUAUCAAAUUUAUUGUGAUUCUCUUAACUGCACUUUCAAACAACUGGGAUGCCCUGAGAGAAUUUCUAUUGAAGAGUUGAAGGAGGAAAUCCUUUUUUUGAGCCCUUUAGUAAUAGUUACAGUUUGUGCAUUGGCUCCAUUUUGUCUUGCAGAUGAAGCUGUUAAUAUAAGUGACUUCCUUAAUGCAUAUAGUCCAGAUGUACCAAUAAAGGAGUCACACAAUUACAGAUUGUAUCAAGGUACCACUUUCAACAAGUACUUUCCACAAAUAAUGAAUCAAAUUGCUAAAGAAGGUAUUUUUGAACACAUUAAACAGAAAAUGAAACAUUUGUCAACAACAUAACACUCCGUCAGUACAAAACUGUUACUACAAAUAAUAUACAAUUUGUUUGUACAUUUUCUUAUAAAAUUAGGUAACUUGCUUAACUCAUUUAGUUAAAACCUAAUACUAAGUUUAAUAUAGAUUUGUUAUAAUUAUACCAUACUUUUAAAUUUUUAACCUAACUAUCUGUAGUAUUAACCUAUUAUUCUGUACAAAUUAGUAAUUUGAUUAAAUUUGAUUCUGAAUUGUGUUUA